CUUGAUAAAAUUAGUAGAAGUCCGGAUCAGUUUCGAAAUCUUCAUUCUUGUCUUCACAACACACGGCCUUCGUUUUCACAGCGUAUUUUCACCAGUUAUGCUCACGCUAAUGCAGACUCUAUCUUUACCAUUUUCCUGCUUUCAAACGGAGUUGAGGAACUCCCGGUUCCGAUCUGCUAUCAAGCCCUAAUUUACUACGCAAGUCAAAUCACAUCUCGAAUCCUCGUGAUUCCCGACCUCCAUUAUUCUUCUUCUCUGAAUUCGCUAAUCCUUUUCUUCAACGAUUUCUACAGACUCCACAUUUUUUUCUUAGAUCCUUCUUUUGAUCUAUUCUAAGUGUGAACUUAAAUCAGAGAAAAAUAAACACUAACCUCAAACUAGUUGUAGUAAUGAAACCAUUGAAUCUAGCGCUUACGCUUUUUACAAAGCCUAUUUGCACCAUUUUCCUUCUUUUUCUCUCUUUAAUCUUGGCUUUGGUGUUCUUAUCCCCUGCGUCUCUUUUUUCUCAGCUUUCAGAUCCUUCUGAUGCUCCUGGUGUGAGAGUGAAUAUAUGGAGCGUUGGGCGAGCUGUAGAGUGGAGACCUUGCUAUUGGUGGCUCAAGGAAAUACCAGCUGCUCUACCAGUAAAGACUAAUGGGUAUAUACGCGUGGAUUGUUAUGGCGGCCUCAAUCAGUUGCGGAGAGAUUUCUGCGAUGGCGUUGGUAUUGCACGUUUGCUGAAUGCAACUCUCGUAUUACCGAAGUUUGAAGUCGCAGCAUAUUGGAAUGAAUCUAGUGGUUUUGCAGAUGUCUUUGAUGUUGACCACUUCAUUCAGCAGAUGAAUGGCUUUAUUCACGUUGCUAAAGAACUGCCACCAGAGCUUGCAUCAAAAGCUCCCUUUCUGGUUGAUUCUAGAAAACGCAAGGGCCAAUUUGAUUACAUUGAAACAGUACUUCCUGUCCUGCUAAAACAUCAAUAUAUAUCGUUUACUCCACAAAUGAGCCAACGAAGAGACAGGUAUCCUCACUAUGCAAAAGCGACUCUUUGUCAAGCUUGUUAUAAAGCGUUGCGUCUUACAGAAGCCCUGGAGAAGAAGGGUGUCCAGCUGUUCGAAGCCAUACCUAAGCCAUUCCUUAGCCUUCACCUGAGGUUUGAGCCGGACAUGGUUGCCUACAGCCAAUGUGAAUAUACUGGGCUCUCUUCAGAAUCCAUGAAGGCCAUUGAGGCUGCAAGAGCGGAAAGAAAACCAUGGACGGGUGAAGCAGCACGCAUUUGGAGAAGGCGUGGAAAGUGUCCACUAACUCCUUCGGAGACGGCCUUCAUCCUCAGAUCACUUGGUAUAUCUAGAAACACCAAUAUAUAUCUCGCAGCCGGUGAUGGUCUGAUGGAAGUUGAAGGGCUAAAAUCCGUUUACCCAAAUGUUUUUACAAAGUCUGCCCUACUCCAAGAUACAGAUUUCAAAGCCAUGCAUGGGAAUACUAAAGCUGCUCUGGACUACUAUGUUGCCAUUAAAAGUGACUCAUACAUGGCCACAUAUUUUGGUAACAUGGAUAAAAUGGUUGCAGCUAUGCGAGCAUUAGGAGGCAUGUAUAAAACACUCUUUUUGAGUCGAAGAGCUUUUUCCGAACUAACUUUCCAAGGGCUCAAAGGGAAAGAACUCAUGAGGGAAUUAUGGAGGGUACAUAAGAAUGAUUUUGUUAAUGGUAGAGGAUCAGCCUUGCCAGAUUGUUUCUGCGAAUUCAAAUUGUAAUGAUACAAUUAUAUGCUUGUUUUUGCGGCAUUGCCCAAGUUAAUGUCCUCGCCUGCUAUACUAGAUUUCUUGCUCGUGAAA
Messenger RNA from Amaranthus tricolor (Joseph's coat), 1811 nucleotides. RefSeq names its product O-fucosyltransferase 13. Bases 390 to 1730 code for a protein of 446 amino acids. Gene Ontology annotation, cellular component: cytoplasm. The record is from RefSeq and is a predicted model, not a curated record. The transcript is spliced from 6 exons. Lineage: Eukaryota; Viridiplantae; Streptophyta; Magnoliopsida; Caryophyllales; Amaranthaceae.